AUGACCUACGGACCUAGAUAUACCUUACAUACAUUCUUGGGAAAUGAAAGAGAAGUUUUCACUGGCGAUUUCAACGAUGACUAUGUGAGCUAUGCCUCAGGUCUUGAGCGUCGUGCUAUGGAGCCCGAUGAAAGCGCGGACUCUGUCUGUCAAAGGCCGUUGGUCAUCCACCUAGACGACAGCCUCUCUGCACCUCCUCCAAAGCCUACAGUCCCCUGCCGAACCAAGAUCAGAAGAAUGUGUCCAGAUGAUUACGACAAGGAUGGAUUGGAUUAUGAAUCGGGCAAACUUCGACAUACUAUUCGAGCCGCUCAAGAAGCUUCUCAACCCCAAUCCAGUCGCAAAGAACUCUUGGUUAUCAACUGCGGACCAGAUGAACCUUCACCAGUAGCUGGACCCUCAUUGCGCUCUGAAACCUUGACCGAGCCCAAAUUAGACUCCAUUGUGAAAGUCCUACGUUCUCACUCACUGAAUUCGAUCGAGAAGCUCAAGACCGCGCUUGAAAAAACAAAGGGAAAGAUGCGCUUGCGAGCUCAAAGCUCGGUUGAUCAAACUCUUUCAAAUGCAAACCCCGAACGUAUUAUCAAGCGACGGGGAUUGGUAAUAGAUCCUGAGGCUCUUCAAGGCGCAUUGAAGGAAGAAUUUGGACUUGAACUCAAUCCUGAUCCUAACUCCGGAUAUGCCUAUGCUACGCCUAGUCAACAAUCUCAUGACUCUGAUGCCUCUGUCUAUAGUCAACCAUCUUACGACUCUGAUGCUUCUAUCCAUAGUCAAUCCUCUGGUUAA
Messenger RNA from Melampsora larici-populina 98AG31, 786 nucleotides. RefSeq lists its product as uncharacterized. The record is from RefSeq and is a predicted model, not a curated record. The transcript is spliced from 5 exons. The coding region runs from base 1 to 786 and encodes 261 amino acids. NCBI's taxonomy places the organism in Eukaryota, Fungi, Basidiomycota, Pucciniomycetes, Pucciniales, Melampsoraceae.